AUGACGCGCAGUGAAGAUGAAUUAGGAGAGAAGAUCGAUAGAUGUUUUGCGGACUCAUUGUUAAAAAUAAGUGGUGGAAUAGCGAUUGGAAUCGUGGCUAGUGUGGCAUUUUUCAAGAGUCGAUCGUGGCCUAUAUGGUUUGGAUCAGGAAUUGGCGUCGGCACUGGUUGGUCAAAUUGUCGUCAUGAUUUAGCACAACCCUUUCUAUUACAUGGAAAGAAGGUGCCUGUAGGAACAGACACAGAGGGAAAACCUACCUAUGCGAUUAUCUUGGGAAAGGAUCGACUCGAAAGCCAAGAAAGUUAG
This is a messenger RNA of Haemonchus placei, 306 nucleotides long. The record is from the annotation of a GenBank genome assembly. NCBI's taxonomy places the organism in Eukaryota, Metazoa, Nematoda, Chromadorea, Rhabditida, Trichostrongylidae.